AUGAGGAGGCUACGGGAGAUCAACAUACAAUACAGGAAUAACAACAUUGAGACAAAGAUAGUUGGCAAGAAAGUGGUUUUUCCCAACGGAAACGUGUUUCGUGAAAAAGUUACAACACCUAGAGCUGAAGAUUUGCUAUUUGUGGACGAGACAGAAGAGGAAAAGUUAAAAGAAACAAAUGUCGUUCAAAGAAUUUUAGCUGUCUGCAAGAAAAAUUCCCAGUUCAUAUGCAAUGAUGAGCAACCGACAUUUCUUGUUGGUGCCAACCAGGCUUGGUUUAACUAUGCCACUGGAGACUUCGGAAACCGUCUAUAUUUUACCAUAUCUAUCAUUCCUCUCAAGACUUACCUCACUACACUAAAACUGGCUGGUGGAAAUUCUAUAAGAUUGUUCCUCCACAUUGAGGGGCAGGGGACCCCAAUGUUUGGCCCCGGAGGUAUCGUGCUAGGGACUGAUCUCCAGCAGUCAUUGAUACCAGAGUUAAUGGAAUACCUCAAAUUUGCUCAUAUGAACCAGAUCUUCGUGUUUAUUUGUCUAUGGAACGGUGCAUUUGUGACGCCUGUUGUUAACGAAAGACUCCAUGGUUUGAUUAAAGAUGAAAUCAAAUUACAAAGCUAUAUUGCUACAGCUCUGACACCAAUAGUGACAGCCGUAAUGAACGAGCCAGCAUUGGCAGGUUGGGACAUCAUCAAUCAGCCAGAAGGUGUGAUGAAAAGAAAUAUAUCGGAUAAAAACCCGUGUUGGGAUAACACAUUUUUGGAGCUAAAGGCUUCGGGGAGAGCUAUUGGAUGGGCAAAGGAGCUAUAUACGCCAAAGGAAAUUCAAAGGUUUAUUAAUCUCCAAGCUUCGGCGAUUCGAAAACUUUACAAAGCCCAGGGUAAGGAACCCCUAAUUACAGCUAGCUCCUUCAAUAUCAUCACAAACACCUUCCAGUGGAAUUGUAAAAACCUGUACCACGAUUACUGCUUGAAUAUCUCGGGAGGCGCCGAUGACGGUUAUUUAAGUUUUUGGUCUACACAUUCCUUUGAUAUCAAGAGCGAAGGGCGUUAUGACGACUGGGCACCAUUCAAUCAUUAUUACUCCGAGUAUCACAUGGGCGGAGAUCACCUUCCACCGAGACCACUGGUCAUCGCAGGAUUUAGCGAGGUGCGAGGACGCCCCCACUCCAAGUGGGAUAUCGUGAAGCAGUUCAAGUACCUUUAUUCCAAUGGUUAUUCCGGUGGUUGGACGUGGCAAAUGAAUGCACAGGGACCAGACACGGAUGACUGGAUUACUCAAGCGAAAGGGAUUAGUUCAUUGAGGGGAAAAUACGGAAUUUCCGUGGGAAGUUUUGGUGCCCUCAGUAGCCCCCUGGGAUCGUUAAUUCCAAAGGAUCUUAAUAUCACAGCUAAUAUGGUUGGAAAAUAAAUUGCAUA
Ostrea edulis (European flat oyster) is the source of this 1415-nucleotide messenger RNA. RefSeq names its product mannan endo-1,4-beta-mannosidase-like. The transcript is spliced from 8 exons. The record is from RefSeq and is a predicted model, not a curated record. NCBI's taxonomy places the organism in Eukaryota, Metazoa, Mollusca, Bivalvia, Ostreida, Ostreidae. The coding region runs from base 1 to 1407 and encodes 468 amino acids.